AUGGAAAGACGGCUGGCGAACGCAAGGUGGACGAUAUUCCCUCAAGAACUUAAUUUGCAAAACGGAAAAACAUUUUUUCUUAGGAAUAUAGCAAAUGGUGUCGGAGGCCAUCCUAAAUGGAAGGAUGUGGAUAUGGUUCUAUUCCCCAUAAACGUUCCUCAUGCCCAUUGGUUUUUGGCAGUGCUACAUUUAGAUAUUUGGAAAGUACACAUUUAUGAUUCAGCACGAUGUAUGAAUUACUUCACAACGUACUUGACUGGUGGAGAAUUCAAAAGUUUUGGGGAUAGUAUAAUCGAAGAGCUAGAUGUCAUUGACUACCGGAAGGAUUUCCCCGAUGGACACAAAGACAACGCAGUUAUGGAGUUUAUUGAUAUUGUAGACGCGCCACAACAAGAAUAUAUUACUAAUAGAGGGAAUUGUGGAGUACUCGUAAGCAUGUAUAUGAAAAUGAUUGCUUCGGGGGUACCGGUGAAGAGUGAUAAGCCAUGUAGAGAUGCAGGAUUUCUCUACAGAAAUAGGAUGACAAAUAUUAUUUGGGAUACUAAAUAACUUGAUGUUUGGAAGUUUGUAUACAUUAUUAUGAGAUACUUGUUUUUAGU
Molecule: messenger RNA, 599 nt
Organism: Lactuca virosa
Lineage: Eukaryota; Viridiplantae; Streptophyta; Magnoliopsida; Asterales; Asteraceae
Source: the annotation of a GenBank genome assembly